This is a messenger RNA of Lycium barbarum (goji berry), 940 nucleotides long. RefSeq lists its product as uncharacterized. The transcript has 5 exons. The record is from RefSeq and is a predicted model, not a curated record. Bases 319 to 774 code for a protein of 151 amino acids. Lineage: Eukaryota; Viridiplantae; Streptophyta; Magnoliopsida; Solanales; Solanaceae.
UACCCACAAACUACACUGAAAACGUCACGUGCUCUCUUUCUUCUCUUCUCCCAUCUUACAUCCCCCAACUACUAUUUUGCUCUGCUUUUGUUCUGUUGUCUGCAAUUAAGUGGUCUCUCUGCAAAAAACAUUAAAGCCCUUAUCUGUUUCUGUUUUCUGGGAAACUGUGUAGUCGGUUAGGCCAUUAUAUCGCUACCUCGACGUUAUAUUUAUAACUUACUUUUCCAAGGUAGUUUGUUAGUUAGUUAUUUAAUAGACAGAGAAAACAGAAAGCAGAAUUAAAGAGUUUUAGUAACUUUACUUUUAAUUUGCAAAAUUAUGGAGAAGGGAAAGCAAGUGCUCGGUUCAUCUUCAUCGUCCUUUACAAACGAUCUGUUUGGUCCAAAAGAGCCCUCCAAAACGUCGCUUUUUGGUUCCGUUUUUGGUCCACAGUCCACGGGACUUGGAAGGGAUUCUACUCACUCUGCAGCUAGAGGUUCACCAAGAAUCCAAGAUCCAGGAAACCAUGCAAAAUAUGGAACUUCAGAAAACGGGUCUCAAAGAAGCAAGGGAGACAUCAGCAAUAAGGACAAGAAUUCCACAUUCUAUCAGAAUGAAACAACAGAACCAUGCCAUUUGAGCUCAUCUAUAUACUAUGGUGGCCAAGAUGUUUAUUAUCCACCUACUGCCUCCCCCAACACUUUCAAGAAAGAUGGAGAAGAUGAUGACCAAAAUGGGAAUAAUUCAAACUGUGCUUCAAGAGGAAAUUGGUGGCAGGGAUCACUGUACUAUUAAGCACCUGCAAGGAGUGGUAGAUCUUACAGCAGUUCAGCCCCCUUUGUUUCUUUUUUUUUGUUUUCUUGCUUUGUUUUUAUGGUAAUUGGCAAUACCUUAAGCCAAUUGUGUACAUGGGCUUGUCCACUAAUUUUAACACGUAUCAGUAGCCACCUUGUUUUAAUCU